This is a messenger RNA of Ramularia collo-cygni, 1014 nucleotides long. RefSeq lists its product as uncharacterized. NCBI's taxonomy places the organism in Eukaryota, Fungi, Ascomycota, Dothideomycetes, Mycosphaerellales, Mycosphaerellaceae. The record is from RefSeq and is a predicted model, not a curated record. Bases 1 to 1014 code for a protein of 337 amino acids. The transcript has 2 exons.
AUGGCAACGMAAGAACAAUUCCGGGACUAUGGCAAGCUCGUCGUGGAGCGGAUGAGUCUCCUCAAGACUGUUGUGCAGGCCAAAAGGAAGCACCGCGAGGCCGUGCAGGCAGUGAGGGACAUUGACGCGAAGAUGCACGCGAUCGAGACGUCGCAUUCGAAGAUUCCGCCGACCCGCAUGGCGGUUGGAGAACAAAGAGCUGAAGAGCACAGGACUGAGAAGCCUCCAGAGGCAGAGGACAGACCUCAAGAGGAUCCAACCCUACCAGACGGAGAUGAACAGCUGCCCAUAGCAGAACGGGUUUCCACAUCGCUCCAUCGAGGCCAAGCCGACACCACGACACCGAUGGCUGCUCGGCCUGGCCUCUGUGCAUAUACCGGUCCGCGACGUGAACCUAUCAGGUCACAUGAUCACAUUGAAGUAAAUGGCCAGGAACCGAAACUCAGCUCCGACUACACCAUGAUAGUGUGGCUUGAUGGUGGAUGGUUUGAGAUCUGGUGUCAUAUCUGCGGCGCCAAUGCUAGUAGCUGUGUAACCAGCCCAGACCACCUCCAGGAUAUUGCGGGCUUGACUACACACUUGGCCGCAAUGCAUGGCGGAUUCAACGUGGCAAACUCUGUCGCCAAGAAUUGGACUCGUGCAGACGCCCUCGCUACUUGUGGGAAGUAUUUCUUGGGCAAAGAAGAUCUACGGGCCUUGUGUAGGUGGGAACUCACCACAAACAAGGUCACUGCUUCUGGCCGACCGGUUCCCGAUGUGAAGAAGCGACACAACGCGCCUUUGCCGCCUCUGCCCGAUGUACCGUCACAGGUUCUCUCCUCUAGCACUAUGCGCGCUACUACUCCGAUCCUUGGCAAGCGUCAGAGAUUGGAAAACGACACCGGCCGUGACGGCGAGGACGAAGCCGACAAUAUGAACAUAGCAUCUAAAUCCAGCAUGGGCUGGGCUACGGCUGCCGUACGGACGAGCUCCGAGAAGAUACAAUACUACGAUGGAUCCGAAGAUGAUUUCUAG